AUGUUGCUAUCACAGUGCCAUCUUCUUCACUCUCAAAUUCCUGAUAAAUCCUUCCGUCUCCAACUCCAACCAAACAAAUUUCCCUCUCCAUCAUCUUCCAGACUCAGACUCAGAGCCAUGGCUUCCUCUUCGCCUCCUCACCAACUCACUCACUUCGCCGAUGUCGCUAACAAAGCCGCCGACGCUGCCGGAGAUGUUAUCCGUAAAUAUUUCAGAAAAAAUUUCGACAUUAUUCACAAACAGGAUCUCAGUCCUGUCACCAUUGCUGAUCAAUCUGCUGAGGAAGCUAUGGUUUCAAUCUUACUUGAUAAUUUCCCUUCUCAUGCUGUUUAUGGAGAGGAAAAAGGGUGGAGGUGUAAACAAGACAGUGCUGAUUAUGUUUGGGUAUUAGAUCCCAUUGAUGGAACUAAGAGCUUUAUCACUGGGAAACCCUUAUUUGGUACUCUCAUUGCUCUUUUGCAAAAUGGCACACCAAUCCUUGGUAUAAUUGAUCAACCUGUGUUAAAAGAAAGAUGGAUUGGGAUAACUGGAAAGAAAACUACUCUCAACGGACAAGAAGUGUCCACACGCACUUGUGCAGACCUUUCUCAAGCAUACUUGUACACUACAAGCCCACAUCUUUUUAGUGGAGAUGCAGAAGAGGCAUUUAUCCGUGUUAGAGACAAGGUUAAAAUUCCAUUAUACGGUUGUGACUGCUAUGCAUAUGCUCUUUUGUCUUCCGGCUUUGUGGAUCUUGUAGUUGAGUCCGGUCUGAAGCCAUACGACUUUCUUGCAUUGAUACCUGUUAUUGAAGGCUCUGGAGGUGUCAUAACUGAUUGGAAAGGACAUCAACUCCGUUGGGAAGCGUCGCCACUUUCAAUCGCAACAAGUUUUAAUGUUGUAGCAGCCGGUGACACACAGAUUCACCAACAAGCUCUAGAUUCAUUGAAAUGGUAG
Molecule: messenger RNA, 936 nt
Organism: Lathyrus sativus (Indian pea)
Lineage: Eukaryota; Viridiplantae; Streptophyta; Magnoliopsida; Fabales; Fabaceae
Source: the annotation of a GenBank genome assembly